Messenger RNA from Pristis pectinata (smalltooth sawfish), 733 nucleotides. RefSeq names its product LSM3 homolog, U6 small nuclear RNA and mRNA degradation associated (gene lsm3). The transcript has 4 exons. Lineage: Eukaryota; Metazoa; Chordata; Chondrichthyes; Rhinopristiformes; Pristidae. The coding region runs from base 215 to 523 and encodes 102 amino acids. Gene Ontology annotation, cellular component: P-body; U4/U6 x U5 tri-snRNP complex; U6 snRNP. Gene Ontology annotation, biological process: mRNA splicing, via spliceosome; P-body assembly. Gene Ontology annotation, molecular function: RNA binding. The record is from RefSeq and is a predicted model, not a curated record.
CGCGCUCCUCCGGCCGGGCGGUUAAACACUGAGGAUUAAGAACGGUCGUCCCCCCCCCCCACCCUCACGGUGCCCGGUGUCCGGUCUCCCCCUCCCUCACCGUCACCCGCUCCCGGUUUAUUCGACGGUAAAGGGCGGAGGCCGCGCGGCCGGCGGGGUGUGCGCAUGCGCGGAGAGGGUCCCGCGCGAGUCGGCCCUGGAUUCGAAUCCGGAGAUGGCGGAGGAAGCGGAGCAGCCCCAAACUACCAACACCGUUGAGGAGCCUCUUGACUUGAUCAGACUUAGUCUGGAUGAACGGAUUUAUGUAAAGAUGAGGAAUGAUCGAGAGCUUCGCGGCAGACUACACGCAUACGAUCAGCACUUGAAUAUGAUUUUGGGAGAUGUCGAAGAGACGGUUACAACUGUGGAAAUUGAUGAGGAAACAUAUGAGGAGAUAUACAAAUCCACCAAGAGAAACAUCCCAAUGCUGUUUGUCCGUGGUGAUGGUGUUGUUCUUGUGGCUCCUCCACUGAGAGUGGUUUAACCCCAACCAAACUGAGUACCACAGACUGACCUUCAACAUGUGAUGGUGAUUUUCAGUUGAUUGACACAUUUUUUAUAGAACAUAUUUCAAAGUUACAUUGCAUAAGGCUGAUGCCUCUAGUUUAGUUUUAAAAAGGUGUUCAGCUUGGACUCUUGAGAGAAAUAAAUUGUUUUUGCUUGAUUUAAUAAAGAUUACCCCUCAUCUUCUGUG